CUGUCGCACGCAUUUGGUUCGGAGGUUCGGAGUCAGCUGUCAAGAUCUAUAUCCUGCUGCAAUACCAGCAAUACCAGCAUCGGUUUUUCACUUCAGUUGAAAUGUUUACCGCUACGCGCGCUAGUAUCGAUUCUUGACUAGUUUAGGCUUUUUCCACGUGAGGCGCUACCCUCAAUUUUGAUAUGACUGAUCACACAACAAUAACCAAUAACCGCUUCGAGUCGCGGGCGCGGGGAGUUGCGGGGAUCGCGAUAAUUCUCCGCUCGCCGCAGCAGCCGCUUUGUUGUGUCAAUCAUAACCUCAAAUUUGACUAGCGACGAUGCCGAAGAUCGAUCAAAUGCUUUAUUUCAUAUACCGUGAUACCGAGUAUACCAUUAUUAUACUAUGAACAAAAUACUCAGUUGUUUUCAUUCUCAUUUCGGAUAAUCAGUUGCGACCAUCGUUGCGUCAAAUAUAUAUUCUUCAAUUUUCGUUCGACAAUUGCGGUCCAAAGAAGAGAAGAAAAGAAAGCAUGACUGCUGCACAAUCGUUCGGCUCUGAUGCUCUAUCGACCUUUACUCUUAAACAAGAAAAAGACGAUUGUUCCAACGAUAAUGAGGAUGAGAAAGAGGAAGAUAGCAAUGAGGAGGACGCGGACGGAGCCGAGGACGACGACGAAAGCAACGAAGGUGAUAAUGAUGAUGACAGUAACGCGGAAGAGGAGGAAGAGACGUUAACGUAUGAUGAUGGUGAAGAUGUUAUGGACGUUUCAUCAUUGGCACAACCGUCCAUCCUCGAUAAAGAGUCUUUCGAAUACACUAAAUCCAAUGAUGAAUUUCUUCGUCUUACUUCCAUGGUACGGCGCGUCUACUUCUCCUACCUUCACAAAUCUAUAAUCGGUAAUUACAAUAUAUGUUGGCAAGAAAAAAAUGAAAAGCCAGUUACAAAGUUGGAAUUGAAAAAGUUUGCUAGUAGGAUGGAAUUGUGCGCAGUAAAGGCUUCCCUGGAAGCAUCGUUAUACAGACGAUCGAUGCUCAAAAUGAUUUCGGAUAUCAAAAGCAAUACAUCCAGCAAAAAAACGUAUGAAAAAUUACAAAUGUUUUUGGAAACGCCGCCAAAUGUGGUGGACGUAGCGAUACAAACUAACGAAAAUUGUAUUAUGAAACCGGAAAAAAAAUGUGAAUCAAAGACUCUCCGUUCGGAUGAGAACAUACGCAUACGGAGUUCAUUUGUAACAUCAAACUCGAAGGAAUAUGAAAAAAAAACGAGCGAACUGAGCAAAAAUUUGGAUGAUAGGAUUACAGAGUUACUAAAGAACGAGGAUCAUUCGAAAUCCGUGCAGCUGGAAACAGCAAGGCUCAAUGAAAAUUUAACGAUUAAAAUAAAAAAAGAAAACAAAGAUUUUGCGCCACUGAUACAUUGCGAUGAAAUUAGUAGCAUCUCCGCAAAGUUGCCCGGCAAAGUACAAAAAAAGCGGCGGCAGCGGAGAUCGAUCGUCGUGACACCUCUGGAAAACCAACGUUCGAGCGAAGAUCAGUUACGAGAGAUUUUGGAGAAGGACGACGAUGGUGGUGGUGGUGGUGGUGGUGGUGGUAGCAGUGGCGGCGGUGAAACAAUACUCCGAGGAACAAAGAGCUCUAUCGUCGAUAACGAUAUGAUAGCAGCGACGGUGGUGACUGUAGGACAAGAGACGGAAGAAGGAUCGCAGGACUCGCUGAUGCGAAAUUUGGAAGACAUGUUCUGUGAGAGUGACGAUAGCAGCGAUCUAAUGACUUUGAUCGAAAAACACUCCGGCGUGACAAAGGCUAAUAUCGAUUCGGAAAUUGAAAAGAUGUGUCUAGGCGAUGAGGAGUCUCACGAGUUGAAAGACCAGGAGAAAAAGCAGCAGCCGCCGUCGUCGUUGAUCGCGCAUCAACGGGAAGCAUUAAAAAAUUCUAUGGAGGAGAAAAAUGUUUCAAGUGGGACGAGUGGCAAGAGAAAGCUUAGCUUUAGCAAUUACAAAAAGAUGAAGAAACGCGCUAUAGGAGAUAUCGAAACGCCGCCACCACCGCCGCACGAGGAAACGGCUGAGGAAAGACAAAAUCGUAAAAUUCGCGGUAUAUGGUUCGUCGAGAGGGUUCAUCAAGUAGCUAAGCUGGAUGCAAAAAUGAUGGAACUCUCGAUGAAAGAUUAUCGCAAGCACGGGCGCAUUUGUGCUAAGUUUAUCGAAUUGUUUGGGGCUCCGGACGAGGAAGAAACGAUGCCAGAAUCGCCUAUACGCAUCGAAGAACAUUUGACAGCAUGCAAAGAACGUAUAGCACCGUGGGUCGUUAAAUAUCUCAUGCCCUAUUAUACCAAGAGAAUUAUCGAUAAUCGAUUGUUAUUCAAAACCGUCGCCAAACACAUUGCUGACAUGUUAAUUAUCGAAAAGACAUUUCCAGAGGAAGACUGCGUAGAUGCUUACAUCAGGGAUUAUUUUCGAAACAAGACUUCUAUAAAAAUCGAAUCGGACAUAUACGUAUAAUCGGAUGUCCGUGAUGUAUUGAACGAGUAAAAAAAAAAAAAGAAAAAAAUCAAGCAGGAAAAGCGCCAUUUUGCGCUUGCUGCCUCGAAGGACAAAAUGUAAUUACCCGAGAGGAAUUACCUUUCUAAAAUGUGCUCGUGUACCACCGCCACGAUCGCCCAUGAUUAUUCCUGUAAAUAGUAAACUUUGUUAAUCGGGGUGGAUGGAUGCACGGUAUCGUCACCACUCUCAUUUUUUUUUUUCUGGAUCAUCCGCGUCAGCCUUGGUGCGUCAAAUGAAACACAUUCUCAACAACCACUAAUUUUUCGUAUCGUUGAUCAUUGUAUUUCAAAAAAUACACAUAUUAUAGACAUCAAUAAAUUAUUUACAAACA
Molecule: messenger RNA, 2855 nt
Organism: Venturia canescens
Lineage: Eukaryota; Metazoa; Arthropoda; Insecta; Hymenoptera; Ichneumonidae
Product: eisosome protein SEG2
Exons: 4
Coding region: 512-2482 (656 amino acids)
Source: RefSeq, a predicted model, not a curated record